This is a messenger RNA of Protomyces lactucae-debilis, 1396 nucleotides long. RefSeq lists its product as uncharacterized. Gene Ontology annotation, biological process: nucleotide-sugar metabolic process. Gene Ontology annotation, molecular function: dTDP-glucose 4,6-dehydratase activity. The record is from RefSeq and is a predicted model, not a curated record. Bases 142 to 1281 code for a protein of 379 amino acids. The transcript is spliced from 2 exons. Lineage: Eukaryota; Fungi; Ascomycota; Taphrinomycetes; Taphrinales; Protomycetaceae.
GGGGAAGGAAGAAAUAAAAAGAAGCAGCAGCAGCAGCAGAGGACGCGCCUUAUAAUCCUCGACUGCUGCCCAACUCACAAACCACACCACAAACCAACCACUUCCUCACCUUCUUUCCCUCUCUUCUCUUCGCACUUCAGCAUGUCUACCGCGCCAUCCUCACAGGGCAUGGGUCCAGUCUACAUCGGCAGCACCAAAUUCCCCGCUCGUUCAGACACAAAGAACAUCCUCAUCACGGGUGGAGCGGGCUUCAUCGCCUCGUACGUCGUCAGGCAUUUCGUUCACCAGUACCCAGAGUACAACAUCAUCUCCUACGACAAGCUCGACUACUGUGCAUCGCGCAACAACACCGCUGCUCUCGACGGCAAGGACAACUUCACCUUUGAACAAGGAGACAUCACCAAUCCCGAGCAGACCCUUGCUGUCCUCAAGAAGCACAACGUCGAUACCAUCAUGCACUAUGCUGCUCAGUCUCACGUGGACUUGUCCUUUGGUAACUCCUACACCUUCACCAACAACAACGUCCUCGGCACACACGUCCUCCUCGAGUGUGCCCAGAAUGCUGGUGUCAAGCGGUUCAUCCACAUCUCAACAGACGAGGUGUACGGUGAAGUUGAGGCAGAUGGUGAUGACUUGCUCGAGACGGCCCUCUUGGCACCCACCAACCCUUACGCUGCUUCCAAGGCCGCUGCAGAGAUGAUUGUCAAUGCGUACUACAAGUCCUUCAAGCUCCCCAUCAUCAUUGUGCGUUCCAACAACGUCUAUGGUCCUCACCAGUACCCGGAGAAGGUCAUUCCAAAGUUCUCUUGCUUGUUGAACCGUAAGCGCAAGGCCAUCCUUCACGGCGAUGGUUCACCUACCCGUCGUUACUUGUUUGCCGGUGAUGCUGCUGAUGCCUUUGACACCAUCUUCCACAAGGGCAGCAUUGGUCAAAUCUACAACAUUGGCUCACGGGAUGAAAUCUCCAACAAGGAUCUCUGUGGUUUACUCAUGGAUCAAUUUGGUUUGCCACGAGCAGAUUGGGAUAAAUGGGUUGAGCACACGCACGACCGUCCCUUCAACGACAUGCGUUACGCUGUUGAUGCUGCCAAGAUUACAGCUUUGGGAUGGACGCAAAAGACUUCGUUUGCAACAGGUCUCAAGUUGACUGUGGAUUGGUACAAGACUUACGGAGAGUCUUGGUGGGGUGAUAUCUCCCACUGCUUAUCAGCAUUCCCCUUGGCUGACGUGCACCAUGAAGAGCCUAAGCUCGGUGCCCCUGGUGAGACGGUCCAGGUGUAAUUUGGGUAAUCAACAUCAAGGGCAAGUCCUUUUUGCAUUGGACAUACGGAGUAGACCUUCAUUCCUCAUUAUAGACAUAAGUCGACGUUUGACUGUAGAAGUUCAUUCGCGCAAA